AUUCAGUUCUAUGAAAAUGAUGGAAAACGAAAUCGCACUGAGUUUUGUUGCUUGGAAUUCGCUCGCAAUUAACAACAGCGCCAUCUUUGAUUGCAAAUAAAGAUUGCCUUUUUAUCGACGAUCAGUCGAUAUUUUACGUCACAACGCGAUAUGAUGGAAUAUUUUAAAUUUGCUGGUUUUAUUUUACCAUCGACAAAACUUAAUAUUCGCAUAUGUACUCAGAAAAAUACACUAUUAUCGAAUAAUAAUGUUACUUCAAAUUGUUAUUUAAUCGUUAAAUGAAACUCUUUUCGAAGACAGUUGUGUUUUUCUGAAAUAUUGAAUUGCACUACCUUAUCGAUCAACGAUAUUAAAGAUCGUUUCUCGAUAGAGCAAAAGUAACAAGUUCUUUAUUUACAAUAUUUCUUGUGAAUGAUAUUGUAUUGUGUCAGAAUCGUAGUAUGCUACGUCGACUUAUGCGAUAUUAUAAUCUUCAUAGAUUAGAUUAUUAUUACUCGAAAAUAGUACAAAAUAUUUAAUUAGCUUAUGCAACGUACAAAGCUAUUUGCAUUGUCGAAAAUAAUAGUCUUUUUCAUGUUAUGAGAUAAUAGAAAGAAUAUUACAAAGAAUAUUGCUACGUUUGAUUAUAUUCGAAGUUUAGUGAUUGUUGGGGGCUUAAAAUUUUUAUUGAUUUUCAUAGUAAUUUGUUAAAAUACUACAAUCAAAAUGAUUGAAGAAAAUGUUUACGAAUCAGAACCAAAUGUGUCUGAUUACACUCAGGCAAGUGACAAAACACCAUUACUACAAAAUACUCAAAGCAAUAUGGCAGAAAAAACAGGAAUUUCUCAAGAAACCCUUGUUUCCCAAGCUGGGCAAACAAUUAAAGCAAAAAGGCUUCCUCAAUACAUCGCAAGUUUAGCAGCUACAUUAGGAGCAGUGGCAGCAGGAAUGACAUUAGGAUGGACUUCACCAGCUGGAAAAGAUGGUGUCAAUUUAGCAGCUACAUAUGAUUUCUCUAUUACUGCAGAAGAGUUUUCAUGGAUCGGAGCGUUCACGCCACUUGGCGCUGCAGUAGUGUGUAUACCGAUUGGUAUUCUUUCGGAUAUAAUAGGAAGAAGGAUUUCUAUGUUAAUACUCACAGUUCCUUUUACAAUUGGCUGGCUAUGUAUUAUCUUUGCUGAUUCUGUAACUAUGUUUUAUAUUGGAAGGUUCAUUACAGGUCUUAGCGGUGGAGCUUUUUGUGUGACAGCUCCAAUGUAUACCGCAGAAAUAGCUGAAAGUGCAAUUCGUGGAAGUGUGGGUUCAUAUUUUCAGUUACUUCUCUCUGUAGGUAUUCUACUAGCUUACCUUCUAGGUACCUGUGUAGAUAUGUUUUAUCUAUCCAUUAUAUCUGCGACUGUGCCAUUAAUCUUUUGUGUAAUAUUCUUCUUCAUGCCUGAAACUCCUACAUAUUAUUUAAUGAAGGAAAAUGAAGAUGCUGCUAGAGCAAGUUAUAUUCGACUUCGUGGAAAUCAAUAUAAUGUAGAACCAGAAUUAACUGUACAAAAAGAGGCACUAGAAGAAUCUAGAAGAAACAAAGUAUCUUUUCUAACAGCAUUGAAAUCAAAAGCUUGUAUUAAAGCUAUAAUAAUAUCGUAUGGCCUUAUGUUAUUUCAACAAUUGAGCGGAGUAAAUGCUAUUAUAUUUUAUGUUGGUUCUAUAUUUUCGUCAGCAGGUGGUUCUCUUAAACCUGAUGUAGCUAGUAUCAUAGUAGGUGCAAUGCAAGUAGGUGCAGUAUUUGUUAGUACAUUGAUAGUUGAUCGUUUAGGUAGAAGAUUAUUGCUUUCAGUAUCUAUUGUUGCUAUGUUUUUAUGUACCCUCAUACUUGGUAUUUACUUCUAUCUUACGACAGUAACAGAUACAAGUAAUAUAGGCUGGUUACCUCUUUUAUCUGUUUGCGUUUUUAUCAUUUUAUUUUCACUUGGAUUUGGUCCUCUUCCAUGGAUGAUGAUUGGAGAACUUUUUGCUCCAGAAAUCAAAGGUAUUGCUGGCAGUAGCGCUUGCUUAUUGAAUUGGUUAAUGGCAUUUAUUGUCACCAAAAUUUAUUCUAAUUUAAACAAUGCUUUACAAUCUUAUGGUACAUUUUGGUUAUUUUCACUGAUUUGUGGUAUUGGUAUCGCCUUUGUCCUAUUGUUGGUUCCAGAAACAAAAGGAAAGACAUUAGAACAAAUCCAACGUGAAUUAAAUACAUAGUUAGAUAUUAGAAGAAAUCUCUAAUAUGUAAAAUACACUUUUAUGUAAGAGAUUAAACGUUUCCAUAUUGCAAGACUGAUUCUUUUAUAAAUUUUGAAAGUCUGUAAUAUGUUUUAGACGAAUAUAUGUAUAUAUAUAUAUAUAUAUAUAUAUAUAUAUAUAUAUAUAUAUGUGUGUGUGUGUGUAUAUGUAUAUAUAUAUAAUAUUAUUUAUAAUAAAAGAGAUAUAUUCUGUACCAUUUAUAAUCGUUUAAAUAAACGUAUAAGAUAUUUAACAUUAUCAACUCUUUUAUUCAAAAUUGUAUAAUAUAUAUUGCUAUGAUUAUAAUUGUAAUUAAUAUUUAAACGAAAUUAAUUUUUAAAAUGUCUUUCAAAAUUCCUGCCAUUAAAUAAUUAUGAGUUCGAUCGAAGCAGAAAAUCUUUGAUACUAAUAUUUAAUAUAUAUCCACUGAAAAUUUAGUGUUUAAAAUUUUAUGUAUUUGUAAGGAUAUAAAUUAAUUCUAUCUUUAUUUGGACAAAUAGCAAAUCUGCCGAGCAUUUAGAAGCGUAUUUUUAAGAUCAUGUAAGGAAUACUAUUUUUCGUAUAAAUCUAUAUAUAUUCAUGUGAA
Messenger RNA from Vespula vulgaris, 2818 nucleotides. RefSeq names its product facilitated trehalose transporter Tret1. Gene Ontology annotation, biological process: carbohydrate transport; transmembrane transport. The transcript is spliced from 2 exons. The coding region runs from base 706 to 2211 and encodes 501 amino acids. Gene Ontology annotation, molecular function: sugar transmembrane transporter activity. NCBI's taxonomy places the organism in Eukaryota, Metazoa, Arthropoda, Insecta, Hymenoptera, Vespidae. Gene Ontology annotation, cellular component: membrane. The record is from RefSeq and is a predicted model, not a curated record.